AUGCCUACUCUUCGGAAAGCCUGCAAUACGAAGGACUGCUCUCUGAGGUCUAUCCGCGGGAUUUUAUUCAGCUCGGAGGCUCAUGUUGGUCGUGGCGUUCACGUACCUACUAUUACUCCACGAAACGAGUCAGUGGCACACCCACGCUUUCCCUCGCUGGAAGCCGUCCUCGGUCCAGUCCGGAAUUUACAGGAAACCUGGGUGGAUCUCGAGGCUGGGGCAGGGGCGCGGCGAUUCCUCGUUGCUGCGCAGUACGACCCCGCCCUUCCUGUCAACAAAGCGCUCAGGAAGCUUUCACCCAUCGAGUGGCACGGAGACCUGAUCAUCAUGCGUGCGGGUACCUGGGUGUUCGUCACCGACGUCGGUGCGCGCGCGCUGGCCAUUCGAGCCGUCCAGAAGUACCUCCGCAAGUGCCGCGAGGUUGUCGCCACUGCAGCCGCGCAAGGUCUGCCUGUCGAGUUGCCGGCGGUGGUGUAG
Fomitopsis serialis is the source of this 477-nucleotide messenger RNA. RefSeq lists its product as uncharacterized. The record is from RefSeq and is a predicted model, not a curated record. The transcript is spliced from 3 exons. NCBI's taxonomy places the organism in Eukaryota, Fungi, Basidiomycota, Agaricomycetes, Polyporales, Fomitopsidaceae. Bases 1 to 477 code for a protein of 158 amino acids.